Messenger RNA from Dendronephthya gigantea, 1907 nucleotides. RefSeq names its product melatonin receptor type 1B-B-like. Gene Ontology annotation, cellular component: membrane. Gene Ontology annotation, biological process: G protein-coupled receptor signaling pathway. Lineage: Eukaryota; Metazoa; Cnidaria; Anthozoa; Malacalcyonacea; Nephtheidae. The record is from RefSeq and is a predicted model, not a curated record. Gene Ontology annotation, molecular function: G protein-coupled receptor activity. Bases 605 to 1867 code for a protein of 420 amino acids. The transcript has 3 exons.
CAUAUUAAACCUAAUUGUACUCGCUACUCAACCCAAAUGCUGAUCUGCAAAACAUCUCACUCCCCCUGCCCCCGUUUUGACUUUACAAAGGGUAUACCCCCUACAGUAUGGGCUCAUUUGGAGUCUAAACACAAGACAAUACAACCUCCUAUCUUCUGCACAGCCAGCAGUAAAUACAGGCUAUACAGGUCUAUACAGCAACCAAUCUAACCACGCCAUAUGCACACAAAGUAAAGAAUUCCGUUCACGACAUGUAAGCUGACCUUAGUUGACUCCUAGUCGAUUAAAAUGCUAAUGAAGUAAAUUGGGUCCCGCCUCUUGCAGUGAACAUAUAACAACGAUACACGCACAUGAACAAGCAUUUAAACCUGAUUAAGACAUCGGAAUAGCUGCUCGUAACGCGGAUAACGACGUGGGGAUAUUUUUAGCCAAAGGUUCGCCAGGAAUAGUUGGUAUUCGAUGGUUGUUUGCAGCACGAAAACAGAAGAGGGUGAUUUGUGUGUAGGGUUACCUUUGGGCGAUUGUAACAGAUUGGUUUUGAAUAACGGCGGUCGUUGAGGUCGACUUUGGUUUAAUAUUAUCAUUAAAACAAAAAAAAUAAAAAAUGGAGGUCCACGAAGCCAACAACACUGGAAUAAUAUUCUCAGAAAAGCAACCAGCGGCGACGAUGCCGUUCCAGGAACCAGAGGCGAUGAAAAUUGGGCGAAUUGCGCUUGAAGUCUUCAUUGGAAUAUUUGGGAUUUGUGGCAAUCUUUUGGUGUGCGUUUCAAUACGAACAAGCAAGCGACUUCAAACUGUUGGAAACAUAUUUGUGUUUAGUCUUUCAGUCGCCGACCUGGGCGUCCUAUUGAUCUGUCUGCCAUUAGUCAAACUCAAUUCAGACUUUCAUUAUUCAUGGCCGUUUGGAGACGUUGGUUGUAAGAUUCUUCUACCCCUGACGGAUGUGUUUUACGGGGUCUCCAUAGGCUCCAUUGUCGGGAUCUCGUUUCAUCGUUACAGAAUGAUCGUACAUUGUAUGAGCCGUCAGCUUACUGGAACUAGGGCAAAGUUCUUGGUUGCAUUAAUCUGGUUUCUAUCUUAUAUCCUGUUCGUCCUUCCACUCCACUUUGUGGUCCAACUAAAAACAAAAAACGGCAAGGAAUCAUGUCUGGCGUUCUGGGCCCGACCACUUCAUCGCCAGCUUCACGUUGUUUUUGUGACAACGCUAUUCUAUAUCCUUCCUCUUGCGAUAAUCUUGAGUACAUAUCUACGAAUCCGACGAAAGCUAAGCGCAGACUCAUUUCUCACCUCCCAGCUACGAGAAGAUCCAACAAACACAGUGAAAAAACGACUGGAACAAAACAAGAAAGCGCUUCAAAUUUUGACUCCAGUUGUAGUUGCCUUUUCGCUUUUGAUGUUCCCAAUAAACGCCAUUCGCCUUGCAGCCGCUUUUGGAAAAAAUCUCCACUUAGACUUCGCUUAUCUUCGUUUAGUUUACAAUAUAAGCGUACUCUUCCUUAUCACAAACAGCUCGAUAAAUUGUGUUAUUUAUGCUAUUGUUAAUAAAGACUUUCGUAACGAGUUCAAACGUCUUCUCUGCUGCGGGUGUUUGAAGCGUAUUGUGUAUAGUCCCACCAAGCCAAGGCAGAGAUUUUUUUCACUUUACUCCACUACAGACCCGAAAACCGUCCAAGAAAUGUUAUCUGAAGCAAUGGAUCCUGUGUUUAUGGAUAACGAGGAGGAAGCGAGGGAAAAAACGGGACGGAUGGCCCGAUUUCUAGAAAAACUAAGUCGUUAUGAAGUCAAGAAUCUCAUGGAAGAUCAAGAAUAUGCGGACACUGUACAUUAUUGCACGUAUGGGGACAGUUUAACUAUAGUUGUCAGAUAAUGUAACUUUUUAUAACAAAUCAUAUUUUGCUCAUUAAAAA